ACGCUAUAGACGCGAUAAAACACCCUAAAAUGUGCCUGAAAUAAGGGUAUCUCGGAGUCUUAUCAAAGUUUCCACACUUGACUAAACUACUACGUCGUUCACUAAGCGCGUUGUUAGCAUAUAUCAAUCCAAACCUAAAAAGGUAUUCAAAUCACAAGAAAAACAUCCAUUAGCAUACACAUGCUAAGUAUAAACCACUCAACCCCGUAGAAUAAUCAUAUAUAUAUAUAUAUAUAUAGGGAUGCACUCACCUGCGGACAGUCGCCCAGGUGAGAAAUGCGUCCAAAUCUGGUGCGUCCAUCUUCUAAAAUAGACGAUCAAUAAUACAGCUCCCUAUCAUAACGCGCGGUGGCAAAUAGGUAAUUUUGCAGUUAAAAUCUAAACUUAAUACACACGCGAGGACUUUAUCGGCAUUACUCUAAUCCCUAAACUGCAAAACCCCAUUUACCACACUGCUCCGGCGACAACAACGACGAAGUAAAGCUUUACUAAACAGGAACACAACACAAUCAAUAUCUACCAAAAAUGGAUACGGAACAAAGCCCAAAGGUUAAUGCUGAGAAAACCCGAACCAAACGAGGUGCAAAGAGGCACACUGAAGGGACCAGAAAGUCUAAGCGACAGGCAAAAAAGGCAAAAAAGGAGCCAGUGAAAGUAAUAGUUCAGAGCUCACCUGAAGAUGACUUAGAAGAGAGUGAACAACCAACUAGUGGAUCUGAACCAUAUGUCAAUCGUCAAGAUGAUGAAGAGAGUGCCCAACCAUCUGCUGGAUCUGAACCAGAUGUGAACACUCAAGAAGUUGAAGGCAAUGAAGACUCUGAGUCAAAUGAGGACAGAGACACUGACACCGAGUAUUCUGAUGCUACUUACCCAUCACUAUCAACAAGGGCAACCCUUACCAACUGACACAACAUUUAAAGAAAUUAAAUGAUGCACAAUCUCAAAGUUUGAGAGACAUGGGUUUUGAUCACUUAAGGGAGCAGCAAAUUUCUAGAGUACCUGGGAAGCUGGCAUGGUGGCUGCUUAACAACUUUGAUGCACGAAGCUGUUCUCUACGUGUCCAGGAUGGGAAGGAGCUGCACAUUACAGAGGAAGAUGUUGCCCUAACACUGGGGUUCCCCCGUGGAAAUAUCAGAAUUGAGAAAAGAACUAAAGGAGAUGAAGACACUACAUUAAUUGAGGAAUGGAAACAACAAUUGGCCAGGACUGAUCUCUUUAUAACACCUACUAAACUGUGUAAGGCAAUGGUGGGAUGCAAGGAUGGAGGAGAAUGGUUCAACCGUCAUCUUGCCAUACUCAUUGCUACAAUGUUUGUAGAGAGCAACUUAUCUGGCUAUGUGAACACAAAUCUGAUCAAGAACUUUGAGGAUGUCACGAAGAUAGGUGAUCUAAAUUGGUGUGAGUACAUACGUAGAACACUUAUCAGUAGUAAGGUUGCAUGGACAAAGAAAACAGCUCAGAAGUUCAUUGGACCAAUAAUAUUCCUGACAAUUUUUUAUGUUGAUAGGGUAGUGCUUUAUAGUAAGCCAAUACCUAGGCAAUUGCCAGCACUCAAGGGAUGGACCACACAACUACUGAACCAAAGAGGGAAGAAUGAAAUUAGUUCUGGUAGCUUUGGAUACGGCUACAUCGAUGAACCACAACAACCCCUGAAAGCCAUUGAAGAAAAGAAAUCAGCAGAGAGUGAAGAAGGGUUGGAGAACUAUAUGCACAGAUUUGCAGAGAAGAUAAAACUUCUGGCAGCAACAAUGAAUGAGGUAAUGACAAUGGCAGAAGAGGCACCACAGCGCACAGUGGAUAAUCCUAAUUUUAAACAGAUGGUGGAAUCUGCCCAAAAAUUGUUGGGAAUACCAAACCUAGAGAUUGAGUUAACUCAAGAGAAUGAAGAAUUUUGGAACAACCCAUAAUUCAUUGCAGCUUUUGAUGAAAUUGAUAAUGUAAUUGCUAGGAGAAAGCAAUACAGGACUAAAAUAGCAGAAGGGUCGAGCUUUAGCUUAGGGAUGACUCCAGAUGAAGUUGAAAGGGUAAUCAAUCGUGUACAGAGAACUGCAACAAAAUCAACUGCUAAGAGCCCACAAAAAAAUGUGAUGAGUGAUGAAUUUAACACCCCUACUGGACCUUCUACCGACACAACACCAAAUCUUACACAGCAGACAACAACUGAAGACCUGACAACACCUGCUGAACAACAGGAGAAUGUUGAUGAGAUGCUGCCAUAGGAACCACAACAAAAAGAAUCACAACAGAUAGAGCAGGAUGAUGAAGAGCAAAAUCCUAUACAAAUGCAGACUGAAAAAAGUCCAGCAAAAGAGCCUCAACGGCCAGAAACAAGGAUGGAAAGACAACAAGUCAAGGCCACAAAUCCUUUGAAAUCCCCUUACUUGACAAGGCAAGUUGACAUGAAACGACCAUGGACUGCAACAGAAAAAAUCAUUGGGAAAUGGGUUCUGCAAAAUGACAAUGUUGAUCCAACACGGAUAAUUUUCAAACAUGGUGCAUACGUAGUGAUUUGGGAUGACAUGUUAUCCCUCAACAAGAAUCAGGAGAUUAAGGUUGGAAUUAUUGAUGCAUGGUCUGCAAUUCUAAACCAGAAAGAAAAAGCUCGUAGCAGCAGCUCAACGUGCAGGUUUUUUGCAUCGACAUUUGUGUGUCUUUACACUGUUGUAGCACCCUAUGGCGAUAACGCAUUGAGGACUAAGAGAUUUUCAGAAAGAAUGGAAGAUGAAAUUAGGCAGACAGAAGGAUUGAAUCUUCAAGAUAUUGAGUUCUUUCAAACAGUUUGUCUUCCCAAUUGUCCACUCUCAACACUACUAUGUGCUUACCAUAAAUGUGAAGAACAAAAGAUUUGACACUGAGAAAACCAUGUUGGCUGACUACUUUCACCUCAAAGAGGACGAUGCAAAAAGCAAUCUUGUAAGGGGAUUGACACCAGCUAGACUCAGAAUGUCAUGGAGGGACAAUAAUAACAAGGUUGACUGCGGUGUGUUCGCUAUGGGACACAUGGAGAGUUAUAUGGGCAAGGGUACUAAAGGCUGGGACUGUGGAUUGGAAAAAAAAAACAAGGAACAACUAAACAACACACGAGUGAAAUACCUUGCUGAAAUUGUGAAUUCCCCAAUAAAUGAAUUCCGUGAAGACUGUAUGAAAGAUGCUAGGCAGUAUGAAAAAGCCUCAAAGGUCAAGAAGUAACUAAUUGGUAGAUGUAAGAAUUGAUAAUUGGUUUUUUUGUAGUCAAGGUCUCUAACCAUUUUUUUGAUGUAGGCAAAUAGAUAUAUAUGCAAGGCGGUUUUUGAGUUGUCUAUGUAUUUGCAGUGAUGACUUGUAUGCAAGUACUUGUAGUCUUCAAAAAUGUUAUUAAGUCUGUACGUAUGCAGUAGGUACUUGCAUUUAUAAUUGUCUACAAGUGCAGCUACAAUUCUCUAAAAGUGCAUGUAUACUUUUCUAAUAGUGCAUGCAAUUUUUUGUAUUAGUGCAGGGAUUUGCACUUAUAUAAACACCUAUUUUCAAAACUAGUGGAUUUAAUGCAAAAAGUUUGACUUA
Molecule: messenger RNA, 3540 nt
Organism: Ipomoea triloba (trilobed morning glory)
Lineage: Eukaryota; Viridiplantae; Streptophyta; Magnoliopsida; Solanales; Convolvulaceae
Exons: 9
Coding region: 957-1907 (316 amino acids)
Source: RefSeq, a predicted model, not a curated record